AUGCUAGAUGCACUACAGCUGCAGCAUCUCACCCACCCACAUCUCACCCAUAUCUCACCACAUCUCACUCGCAUCUCACCCGCAUCUCACCGCAUCUCACCCGCAUCUCACCCACAUCACACUGCAUCUCACUCUCAUCUCACCCACAUCUCACAGCAUCUCACCCGCAUCUCUCCCGCAUCACACCGCAUCUCACACGCAUCUCACUCGCAUCUCACCCACAUCACAGUGCAUCUCACUCGCAUCUCACCCACAUCUCACAGCAUCUCACCCGCAUCUCACCCGCAUCACACCGCAUCUCACACGCAUCUCACCCGCAUCUCACCCGCAUCACACACGCAUCACACACGCAUCUCACCCACAUCUCACUGCAUCUCACCCGCAUCUCACCCGCAUCUCACUCGCAUCUCACCUGCAUCUCACCGCAUCUCACCCACCCACAUCUCACCCAUAUCUCACCCACAUCUCACCCGCAUCACACACGCAUCUCACUCGCAUUUCACCGCAUCUCACCCACCCACAUCUCACCCAUAUCUCACCACAUCUCACUCGCAUCUCACCCACAUCUCCACCGCAUCUCACCCGCAUCACACCGCAUCUCACCGCAUCUCACCCGCAUCUCACCGCAUCUCACCCGCAUCUCACCCACAUCACACCGCAUCUCACCCACAUCACACCGCAUCUCACCCGCAUCACACCGCAUCUCACCCGCAUCACACCGCAUCUCACCGCAUCUCACCCGCAUCUCACCCGCAUCUCAUCCGCAUCUCACCCGCAUCUCACCGCAUCUCACCCACAUCUCACUGCAUCUCACCCACAUCUCAUCCACCCACAUCUCACCCAUAUCUCACCGCAUCUCACCAACUGAUCACAAAGGAAAAUGUGUCCAAAAUGACACAAGAGUCCCGUACAAUGAACAGAAACUGUUAA
Molecule: messenger RNA, 930 nt
Organism: Sinocyclocheilus grahami
Lineage: Eukaryota; Metazoa; Chordata; Actinopteri; Cypriniformes; Cyprinidae
Product: histidine-rich protein PFHRP-II-like
Exons: 3
Coding region: 1-930 (309 amino acids)
Source: RefSeq, a predicted model, not a curated record